Molecule: messenger RNA, 4072 nt
Organism: Trichophyton rubrum CBS 118892
Lineage: Eukaryota; Fungi; Ascomycota; Eurotiomycetes; Onygenales; Arthrodermataceae
Exons: 3
Coding region: 666-2579 (637 amino acids)
Biological process (GO): cleavage in ITS2 between 5.8S rRNA and LSU-rRNA of tricistronic rRNA transcript (SSU-rRNA, 5.8S rRNA, LSU-rRNA)
Cellular component (GO): nucleus
Molecular function (GO): polynucleotide 5'-hydroxyl-kinase activity
Source: RefSeq, a predicted model, not a curated record
GACAGCGAGAGAUGGAAGAAGAUAACACUCGUUUAGCACUUGUUGGUCCCUGGAGUCAUAAGGGAGGCUAGCCCAGACGAUGAAGCGAAGGGCGACAGAACAAUUGCAGCCGCCUCUCAGCGCUGUUGCUGCUCAAAGGGCUCGUCAAGCCAACGCUACGACCGAGAGAGCGCCUGCACCUGUGUGCUCGGGGGAAAGCUCAUCGUCACAGGAAUUAGAUGCAUCGCCGACUCCGAUACCCCCUAACCAGGCCAAGAUUCUCCAAAACCGUGCGCCCGGUGUCCGCAAUGCCGUUCCAGGGAGAGCCGGUCAACGCGCGGGAGCGAUAACGAACGGCAGUAGAAGGGAGCCUACGCAGCCAGAGAACAAGAGAGAGAGGUGAAUCUAUAUCUAGUCAGUCAUGUUGAAACACAGUUGCUAAUAGGAAGUGCUAGGAAUGCGCCUGGACCAGCUCAGGAGGGAUUCAUUCUGUCAAGGACCACCUUCACUCCAGAUGAUAUCGUAUACGCUAGAGAUGACGCUCUCUGUCUACGGUUACGAGUCGGGGAGGUAUGCUUGCUUGCACCUUUAAUCAGUAAAAAGCACAAAUUUCACUAAUUGACAAGCAGUCACUGGCGAUUAUCGGCCGUUAUGAUCUCUGGGUAAAGCGAGGGGUAGUGAGCGUGAUGGGAGCAAAGCUGUACCCGUGUGAUCGUUUAUACAGAGUCUAUGCCCCGUCUACACACUCACUGCCUAUUUUAAAGUCCAUCUCGGGCCUGAAUGGGUUUUCAGAAUUCGAGCUUAUUUCGGUGGACGAUGGCCUGCCUGAGCUCGCGAAGGUAUCGAACCUGUUCCAUCGCAUAUGGAAUGGCUCCAUGGCGAUAUCGCCUCGAUGCAUGUUGACUCUCAGCAAGGAGGGUGCCUCGUUUUCACUCAUGGGUUCGUCUGUGGAAGAUCCCUUCAAGCGCCAUAUUCGGCCACUGCAUCUAGAUAAGAAAUGGAGUUCGAUGAUCCAGCGUCUAUCCCAGCGCGGUAGGGAUCUAAACGUUCUCACCUGCGGUCCAGGAGGGUCGGGGAAAUCAACAUUCAACAGAUACCUGCUCAAUCACCUACUCAGUCUCCAACCAGAGAAAGCAGAUAACAAGGCGCGACACGGCGAUGGCGUCCUAUUCCUUGAUCUGGAUCCCGGGCAACCAGAGUAUUCACCGAUAGGCCAUGUCUAUCUAGCGCAUAUCCGGUCGCCUACACUAGGACCGCCUCUGUCGCACCCAGUCUUAUGCCCAGAGGACGGCUCAAUCAUCCGAGUACAUCAUAUCGGCAGCAGCUCUCCCAAGGACGACUCGAAGCACUAUGUUCAAUGCACUAUGAACCUUCUACGGUACUACCAUACAAGUAUGCAUGAAACUUACUCGCGGUGUCCGCUAAUAAUUAACUACCCCGGGUGGAUCUUUGGGCAGGGCCUAGAGAUUCUAACCAGAUUUCUGGAGGCGCUUAGGCUAUCUGAUGUAGUAUAUAUGAGCGAAACUGGACCGGAAGAAGUGGCUGGGCCCCUGAAGUCUGUGGCAAGUCAAUCUCGCAUCCCGUUCUGGACACUGCCCUCGCAGCCAACAGAGUAUGCAACGCGCUCUCGUGGCCAGCUACGCCAGAUGCAGAUGCUAUCUUACUUUCACAUGCAAGAGAGUCGACAUCCGACCAACGCAUUCGUGUAUGAGGAGCGAAGUUCGACCAGCGUGCACUGGUCUGCGACUCCUCUGUGCCAUACGCGUGCGGUGAAAGUGAACUAUUCGGGCAGCAGCCAAGGCAUUCUUGGUGUGAUGAUAGCUGGUUUCCCUUACGAUAAGGAGCAUAUACUCGAUCUAUUGGAUGGGGCUAUAGUGGCCGUCGUGGCAAUCGAACAUGCCGACGCCUUUAAACCAGUUCCCGAUGACGUCGAGUCCAUCGAUAUGCUCUUCCGAGCAGAAGAGGAUAGUGGAUUCGAAGACGCGGCUGAAGAAGUCGAAGGUGAUACAGAAGAAGCAACAUUGCCAGCAGCAGCAGCAGCGACAAAACGACAGGCCUUAGCCGAGAGACUACAGCCACAUCUACACCGCACCAAGGAGGACAUCCCUUAUCUGUUCAGCGGCAACGGAACAUGCGCGCAUCUGAACCCACAGCACUCACACUCGCUUGGUCUAGCCCUGGUCCGGGGCAUCGACACCUCCAGCCAGGCUUUGGAGCUUAUCAUGCCCAUAAGAUCUGCGGCUGUGCGUGAUGCGUUGGAGCGAGGACAUCAAAUCGUGCUUGUGCGAGGCCAUCUCGAUAAUCCUGACUGGGCCUUGACGGAGGAGUACUUUGCCGCUAAGUGGGCGCACAAACACCUUCCUGCACAGCUGCAGAAGAUGCAGAGCGAGGGGAGGAGCCGAAGAGAGCGGGAGAUCUAUCAGGAACGGCUGAAGCAGAGGCUGUACAGGGCAGUGCGGGUGCCGUGGGUACAGCCUGAGAAGACAAAGAGUGGGAAUCUGGAGAAGAACCAGAAGACGAGGGCCAUCUGGAAGCUAAGAAGAGACGACGAGGCCGGGGACGAAGACGAGGAUUCGGGCGGAAGCGAGCGGGAGUGGUGAUCGUGUCUGGCCCCCCUUUGCGCUGAUUGUUCCAUAUAGUACAACUUUGGUUGGUUUAACUACUGGGUUUUGGUUUGGUUACCUUUUGGUUGGCGGUUGGUUCGUCCAUUCACAGCCAGAUAAAUUAAAGCGAUUGAUAGGCGAUGAAUGCACAUCUAUAACCUAUAUAAGAUAUACAUAAGACUUACGACUACAAACAAGGCAUCGUCCAACCUUGGUCACGAACACGAGCCAGCAUCCAACAUCAACAUGCUACCCAUGGGCGAUAACGGGAUCGAAGCAUGUGUUGUAUCCCUGGGAUAGCAAUAGCAGGGCCCCAAACAGGCGAGUCGAUGCUAAUAAUGUACGGAGGUAAUGCUGGCGAUGCUUCGGUCCGCCAGGUCGGACAGCCAACGGGAGCAGACCAUGUCAUCGAGGCUGAACGCAUUUUUUUUAACUACACGGCCAGAGCACAAACACCUGCACUGCAUGGUACAUAUACACAGACUCCGCAUGUACACAUGCAUCGACAUCGUUACUCCGAACACAGGCCAACUGCAUCAUGUAAGUCAGGACGAGAGCGCGAGUAAAUCGUGCAUGAUGAGGUCAAUCUCAACGCAGCUAUCCAGACACCCAUGUCCAGGCUAGACGGAACGGUUCGUCGCGUCCAGGGAUGAAACACACCGCAGUUGUCUGGAGUACGGAGUACUCCGUUUGAAGAUAUGGCUAAUCUACGGUUAAUCUACGUAAGUGUCCGUUUGCCCCCUACUCCGUAAACAUAAAGAGGGUAUCGUUAAUAUCGGGGUUGAAGUAUAUAUGCUUGUUCAGGGGAGACCUGGCAAUAGCCGAAAAGGCGAGGUACUUCAUAAUAAGCCACGCAGACCGGAUCGAGGGCUUGCAAGGGAGCGGUGAUAAAAUAUAAAAUAAACGAAACGGAAGAAGGAUCCGAGGGAUAACUAUGAAGUAAUAGUUGGACUUGGUGAAGAAGAAAAAAAAGCAAAAGGGGGAUGUACAGAUGCCCGGAGACGCAUCACAAAGCCGCAGUCGACGGUUGAUGUACACGGUACACGACGCACGAUUCACGGUUUACGAGGCCAGCGAAAGGGAGAACGAGAAAAGAGAAGACGACGACGACAACGAUGGAGUACUGCUCUGAUAGCUCACAUUCCCGCGGCACUCCCGUGCUUUCCGCCUGCAGCUAAAUGGUACUAUCGCACUAUGGAAGUAUGGUCCCUGGAACCAAGCCGGAUAUACGACAGGCUGUUGAGAUGUGUGAUCUGUACCAUCGACCCCAAGCGAUUGGAACAUCACAUUUUGGCUUUCCCCAUGGGGCAGAACAGCAGAGCAAGGGCGAGAGAAGGGCGAGAGAAGGAAGAAGAAGAAACGAAACGAAUCCCUCCCCCUUUCAUCCGGCGUGUUUCUCUCGUUUCUUUUUCCUUCAAAACGGGCCUUGUAUUACGAUGGCCUGUCUGCCCUGUAUGACGAUUUAUGACUCAAGGACGAAGGACGAAGAA